AACCAACAGCAGACACGUCUUAGAUAACACGCCCAUUUUCUUUCAACAAACCGAUUAAAGGGUGUUUCUGCCCAGAGUAGAGAAAUAGACGUAUUGUAAGCAAUUGGUUGUCGAUACGAUAACACUAUUUCCUCAAUCAUGACAGAGUUUGAGGAUGAUGCAGCUAUCGACUUACCCCAUGAGAGAAGUUUUCUAGAUGCAACUAAAUUUCUGGAGCAGAACACUAACCUUUUCGAGCAACAGCAAUUACUACAGCUGUAUGGACUGUACAAACAAGCUACUGUUGGUCCAUGCAAUAUUCCAAAACCCGGCAUUUUCAAUGUGCAGGCCCGAGCAAAAUGGUUUUCAUGGAGUGGCCUAAAGCAGUUAGAUCAAGAUUCAGCAAAGAAAAACUAUGUGCAGCUGAUGGACAAGCUACAGCCAGAGUGGAAUAAAGUGCAACCCAAUGCAUCGUCGAGCUCAUGGGUUUCUGUUUCACUUCCUAAGCGCGAAGAAGAAAAACCGGAAGGACCCAAUUCCCUUCUCGAUUACAUCAAGGAAGGCAACGCCUGUGGGGUCCAAAAGGUGAUCGAGUCUGGCAAAUACAACCAGCAAUUAAACAUGUUGGAUGAUGACGGCCUAGGAUUCAUACAUUGGGCUGCAGAUCGUGGAAAUGCAGAAAUUCUGCGAUGUUUACUGAAUUCGAUAGGAAUUGAUGUUAAUCUUCAGGAUUGCGAAGGGCAAACUGCACUUCAUUUCGCUUCUAGCUGCGGAAACAUAGAAUGCAUUCAGCUGCUUUUGUCUCAUAACGCAGAUCAAACUAUUAAAGAUGAGAAUGGCUUGUCUUGCCUUGACGUUGCUUUCAAUGAAAAAAUAAAAAGUCUUCUUUAUUAACCUAA
Anopheles coustani is the source of this 878-nucleotide messenger RNA. RefSeq names its product acyl-CoA-binding domain-containing protein 6-like. NCBI's taxonomy places the organism in Eukaryota, Metazoa, Arthropoda, Insecta, Diptera, Culicidae. The record is from RefSeq and is a predicted model, not a curated record. Gene Ontology annotation, molecular function: protein binding; fatty-acyl-CoA binding. The coding region runs from base 139 to 873 and encodes 244 amino acids. The transcript has a single exon.